Jatropha curcas is the source of this 1836-nucleotide messenger RNA. The record is from RefSeq and is a predicted model, not a curated record. Lineage: Eukaryota; Viridiplantae; Streptophyta; Magnoliopsida; Malpighiales; Euphorbiaceae.
CUCUACUCUUAACCGUACAUUUUUUUCCCCAAGGUCCCGUUUCCUAAUCGUCAUAAUCCCACCAAACCACCCCCUUCGUCAAAACUUGUCUUUCUUCCAGAAUAAUAGCAGAAUGUCUAAUAAAUAAAUAACGAAUCUAAUUGGUCGAGGAGAGAAUUAUUACUAAUGAGUGGUGAGAAAUGGCAAGAGUAGGAGUUCUGUGUGAUCUCUGCAUUCUUUUCCUUGUGGUAUUGUUACAGUGUUGGUCACAAGUUGCAGUCUCUCACUCAAAAGUUGAGUUUCUGCCUGGGUUUAACGGUCCACUUCCUUUUGAACUUGAAACUGGAUAUAUCGGUGUUGGCGAAUCAGAGGAUGUGCAGCUUUUCUACUACUUCGUUAGAUCACAAGGGAAUGCAGAAAAAGACCCUCUUUUGCUUUGGCUAACAGGUGGCCCUGGCUGCUCUGCCUUGUCUGGUUUCAUUUAUGAAAUCGGUCCUCUAUAUUUUGAGGUAGUGGAGUACAAUGGGAGCUUACCUACACUGUUCUUGAAUCCAAACUCAUGGACGAAGGUGGCUAGCAUAAUAUUUAUAGAUUCACCUGUUGGCACUGGAUUCUCUUAUCCAAGAACCCCACUUGCUUCUGUGUCAGGUGACUUCAUACAAAUUAAUCAAACAGAACAGUUUCUUAGAAAGUGGCUAAAUGACCAUCCAGAGUUCCUUUCAAAUCCUGUCUACGUUGGUGGGGAUUCGUAUUCUGGCAUUCCUCUUCCAGGCGUAGUUCAAAAAAUCUCAAUUGGAAAUGAAGAGGGCAGGAAACCUUUCAUAAAUCUAAAGGGGUACCUACUUGGGAAUGCUGGUACAGACUUCUCUUUCGAUGGGAACUCUCAGGUUCCAUUUGCUCAUGGCAUGGGACUUAUUUCUGACGAGCUCUAUGAGUCAUUGAAGCGAACCUGUGGAGGAGAAUAUACAUUUAUAAGCCCCAGCAAUGCAGAGUGUUUGAAGCAUAUGCAGGAGUUCACUAAUUGUACUUCAGGACUUGAUGGUGCACAUAUCUUGGAACCCCUUUGUGCUUUUGUUUCCCCAAAGCCAAUAGAGAUAUCAUUUCGUGAAAGAAGAUCUCUCAUUGACAGUAACUCCAGAGAGUUUGUAGAUUCUGAUCCAUUUCUUCCUACAAUUGGCUGUAGGACUUAUGGAUAUCUGCUUUCCAUAUACUGGGCCAAUGACAAUAGCGUAAGGAAAGCACUUCAUAUAAGAGAGGGAACUGUAGGGGAAUGGAUAAGAUGCAAUUAUGGGAUAAAUUAUAGAAGAGAAAUUAGCAGCACCAUUAAGCAUCAUUUAUACCUAUCAAACAAAGGUUAUCGCUCCUUAAUUUACAGUGGCGAUCAUGACAUGCUUGUAUCAUUUGUGGGAACUCAAGCAUGGAUAAGAUCUCUCAACUUCUCCAUCGUUGAUGAUUGGCGACCUUGGCACCUCGAAGGCCAAGUUGCAGGGUACACAAGGAGUUACUCUAAUAAGAUGACAUAUGCAACUAUAAAGGGUGGAGGGCACACUGCUCCUGAAUAUAAGCCCGAAGAGUGUUUUGCAAUGUUUAAGAGGUGGACAAGUCAAGAGCCACUCUAAGUCUACAACUAGCCUGAGAAAGUGCUCAUGUUACCCAUCUCCAUAUAUGAUUUGCCAAACAUAUAAUUAUUAUUAUUUUUUUUUUUUUUAAAUUCCCAUAAAAAUCCUUUUACAUUUUUGGGUGAAAAUAAUCUCGAUUAGUGAUUCGUGGUUGUCCCUCUUCGUCAAUAUUUUUUUCACCGUGAUAAACUUAUUUGUAUGUAUUUUGCCAAUAGAAGAAUUUCUCUAUUUCUAUUCA